AGUAAUGUUGGAAGUCUGAGGAAGGUAGGACUAAUUAGUGGAAAGAAUCCCAAACAGGCCCUUAAAUUUCAUCAAAAUUUUGAUAGUGAGUCUGGUGAGUUCCCCCUUUUACUCUGAUCUUACACUUUCAUCGAUUGAAUUAAUUAACAGAUUAGAUUGGAUUGGAUUGGAUUAGAUGAUGGAGAAAGAAAAGAAUAUAAUCCAAGAAAUUGAAGAACCUAUUGAAGUUCCUCUCUUUCAAGUCCCUGAAUGUUAUGUUUACUUAAUCCCUCCAAGGAAAAGUGCAGCAUCAUACAGGGCUGAUGAAUGGAAUGUUAAUAAAUGGGCAUGGGAGGGUACAUUAAAGGUUGUAAGCAAGGGCGAAGAGUGCAUCAUCAAACUGGAAGACAAGGAAACAGGUGAAUUGUAUGCGCGGGCAUUUCUCAGAGAUGGGGAACCACAUCCAGUGGAGCCUGUAAUCGAUAGUAGCAGGUACUUUGUUCUUCGGAUUGAAGAGAACAUUGGUGGACGCCUCAGACAUGCCUUUAUCGGCAUUGGAUUUCGAGAAAGACCCGAAGCCUAUGACUUUCAAGCUGCUCUUCACGACCAUCAGAAAUACCUGAAUAAGAAGAAAACCGCAGAAGAGAUGGAACAGCAAUACCAGAAAUCCUCAUCAGUUGACUACAGUUUGAAAGAGGGGGAAACCCUGAAACUUCAGAUAAAGAAUAAAACUGGUGGCACCAUAAGGUCCAAGUUCUUUGAGCAGGGCCUAAAUAAUCUAUCAUUGGAGGAAAAGGCCAACCGAAAGGAUUCAACAAUAUUACUCAAGCCACCACCACCUCCUCCCGCGCCACUUUCACCCGUUGAUACUGCUGCUAGGUCUCCCCCAGUAUCUCCGUCUAAAUUGAGUCUCGAGCAAUCUGCAGAAACCAAGGACUCACCGAUAACGAAAGAGCAGCCAAAUAAGUCAGAAUCAGUUAAAGAGCAAGGUCCACAAGAUGUUGAAGAUGAUGACUUUGGGGAUUUUCAAGCAGCUGGGUGAAUAUAUAUAUUGUUUUGGGAACUCACUAUAACUGGAAAACUGAAGUUGUUCAAAGUUCACACUUAGCUACUGUUGUUGAAUGUCUUUGGUACAUAUGAUGUGUAUUAUAGCUUUCACUUCAUGUCUUUAUUCUGUCACAUAUGCACCUACUUUCCUAAAGAGUUUCAUUUUCUUCAUUUUUUAUUUCAA
This is a messenger RNA of Capsicum annuum, 1210 nucleotides long. Its product is annotated as NECAP-like protein CG9132. Lineage: Eukaryota; Viridiplantae; Streptophyta; Magnoliopsida; Solanales; Solanaceae. The transcript has 8 exons. Gene Ontology annotation, biological process: endocytosis. The coding region runs from base 176 to 1021 and encodes 281 amino acids. Gene Ontology annotation, cellular component: membrane; clathrin vesicle coat. The record is from RefSeq and is a predicted model, not a curated record.